AACGCGUAAAGUGCAUGCGUUUGUAGGGCCCGUGCCACGGCAUCACGAUACUGCAGCUCAAGGAAGCACUCUCACGACACACACCGCUCGACUAUCUACAGACAAAAUGACAACCAGACGGAAUGUCAGCGACGAGAAGUCGUAUCUCGACAAUGAUGGGCAGGAUGCUUCUGGACCCUCCGUCAUCGCGCCGGCCGUCCCAACAUCAGUCAUCGUCAAGCUCAUGAGCGCCACAUUCGCCAUGAUCACCCUUCCACUGGGAACCUACUUCUUCACAGUCAAUUUCGUCUUCAACGGCAACGCAACAUAUGCCGGUGGACUGGCCGCGCUCAUGGCAAACGUAGUCCUAAUCGGCUACGUAGUCAUGGCUUUCAUGGACGACAAAGCUGAGCAGGAAGAAGACGCCCAGAAAGCGAAGAAGGCAUUGUAGCACCACCAGCUCCACAUCAGUCUAAAGAGCAUGAGAAAGAUGAAUAAAUGCUUGCACGCCACAUCAUUAAAGAUUACUACAUAGCUGGUCUCAAGCCACUUCUGUAGCAGCUCACCUCUUAAAGAGUGACAGUUGCCAAACAUUGCAAAGAAACCCGUCCUGACUCCAACUUGCUGCAGCAUGUCAACGUCGAGGAUAAGAAUGACGUG
This is a messenger RNA of Dothidotthia symphoricarpi CBS 119687, 639 nucleotides long. RefSeq lists its product as uncharacterized. NCBI's taxonomy places the organism in Eukaryota, Fungi, Ascomycota, Dothideomycetes, Pleosporales, Dothidotthiaceae. Gene Ontology annotation, cellular component: endoplasmic reticulum membrane. Gene Ontology annotation, biological process: vacuolar proton-transporting V-type ATPase complex assembly. The record is from RefSeq and is a predicted model, not a curated record. The coding region runs from base 107 to 430 and encodes 107 amino acids. The transcript has 3 exons.